ACCCUUCCCCUCCGCACCCUAUUUUCCCACGGCCAAGCUUGUUCUGUUUUCUGGUGUCGAAGACUGAAUUCGUAUCUUUGCAUCAACUUUGCAUAUAGACUUACAGUUUCUUCACGAAAUCCAUCAUGUCUUUGCUCCCAGCACGUCAAGUCACUUUUGGUCGUUCAACCCACGUCUCCCAGACGACUCAGCAGCAGUACCAGUCGCAGUCUCAGCCGUACAUAGCACAACCACAACAGCAGCAGCCACAGGCCCAACAGACGAAUGGCCUCGCGCUGCCUUUCGGGUCAAACCCGUAUCUUCCAGGGCCGUCGAGCCUUGCGCUUCCGGGACCUGUCCCAACCGCACCAUCUUACCCCCAACAUCCGCAGGCGCAACAACAGCAGCAGCAGCAACAACAGCAAUUGUCACAGUCGCAAACACUAGUUGCUAGCUCUCAGUUCUCCGCUGGUCCUUCUACACCCGCACCCACUGUUGUUCCAUCAACGCCUGCUCCUCUUACUCUCGAGCAGCAGCAUAUCACUGCAGUAGAGGGUAUCGUCCCUACUCUGCAGAACAUCGUUGCGACUGUAAACCUGGACUGUCGACUGGAUUUGAAGACGAUUGCGCUGCAUGCCCGCAAUGCAGAGUAUAAUCCUAAGCGUUUCGCCGCGGUUAUCAUGCGUAUCCGUGACCCCAAGACGACCGCACUCAUCUUCGCUUCGGGCAAGAUGGUCGUCACCGGUGCAAAGUCCGAAGACGACUCGAGGCUGGCGUCGCGCAAGUAUGCGCGUAUCGUUCAGAAGCUCGGCUUCGAUGCAAAAUUCUCCGAGUUCAAGAUCCAGAACAUCGUGGGCAGCUGUGAUGUGAAAUUCCCCAUUCGUCUUGAGGGUCUUGCGUACAGCCACGGACAGUUCAGCAGCUACGAGCCCGAGCUGUUCCCCGGUCUCAUCUACCGUAUGCUUAAGCCCAAAGUUGUGCUUCUGAUCUUCGUGUCUGGCAAGAUCGUGCUGACGGGCGCAAAGGUUCGAGAAGAGAUUUACACGGCGUUCAAUACGAUAUACACCGUGCUUUGCGAAUUCCGCAAGCCAUGAGCGCCUCACCCUCCGUCAUCUUCGCACCCGUCGUCGACCCCUACUCUCCUUCCUCAUCAUUACUGGUGUCGGCGGCUUGGAAGCGAGUGGUCGCGGUUGAUCGUUUGGUCGUCGAUUGGUGUUAUAGAAAAUGUGAAGAAGGGCGCUUGAUAUCCGGAGAGGAACAUAUGUAGCGCACGGCUUUCUUUCCAGGUUCCCCCCUUCCUACUUCACCCUACCCUUUGCCCCUACCCACUAGCCCAAAACCUACCACGAACUCUUUCUUCUAUCACACUCUUCCCGAGGUCGAGUCUCGGGUUCGUUACAUGUGUCAUUCUUUAUCUUCAAUAGGUCUUGGGGUUGCAAGUCUUUGGACUUGCCGUGUUGGGUUUGGGGUGAAAUCAGAUUCAUGAUAGUCAUCCUUCUUUUUUCUCUCUUGUCGUUUACGGGUUCGGCACUACGAUAAAAUCAUCUUACUUCUGUACCUUCACCUUGUCAUUAUUGUUGCUGCGUAGUUGUACAAAUAGAUUGGUGUUUCACCUAUUG
Messenger RNA from Somion occarium, 1598 nucleotides. The record is from the annotation of a GenBank genome assembly. Lineage: Eukaryota; Fungi; Basidiomycota; Agaricomycetes; Polyporales; Cerrenaceae.